AUGGGCUGCUGUGGUGGUGAACGAGAAAAGUUCGGUGACUUAAGUCGUGAGCAAAAAUGGGAAUACAUUAAUCUUGACGACUUCAAGUCCUCUUCGUGCUGGACACCAUUCGCUUAUGGCUACCUCCUUGUGAUGCUUGUCGUCUCCAUCUCCGUCUAUGCGGUCGAUUCUUUCACAGCCAUCAAUUUGCUCGCAUUCGAUCGAUGGGCCGGUCAGAUCAAACCCGAGAUUCCCUUGUAUAUCUCACGAUGGAUAUUUGCAGGAUGUAUCAUCCUGUCGUUUGUGCUGCUUGUCUAUCGAUGGAUACGUGCGAUUAGAGUCAUGCGACAAGGUGGCGUCGCCAAAAGCUAUCUUGACCCGUUGGCCGUCCGUGUACAGUCUAUCCGAUGGGGUAAAGCACGAGGAUGGAAGCGUUUCCUGGUUUUUGCCGAGUUGACAAAAAGCCGAAAGGGAGCGGAUUACGUGGCCCUCUUCACCUACUUUUCCUUUGAAGCGUGGCUGCGAAUUGUCUUUGCUGAAGGCCCCCGACAAGUCAUUAACGCCAUCACACUCUAUUCCGUCAUGAAGUUGAAAUUGAUACCGGAAGGCGAAAAUGCGCCUGAGGACGGCCAUUCUCCCGUGGUCCAAUUUUUUGUCAAUAUCGGAGUCCUUGCGGAUGAAAAUCACCUGCAAGCUGUCAUUCUUUUUGGCAUGCUUUGGACUUUGUUCAUUUGGGUCAUCUCAGUCCUCAGUCUCAUUAUUUCGAUCAUUUUGUACCUUCUAUUCCUCUGGCACCACAUCCCGAGUGAUGAUGGUGGCCUGACCAGCUACUGUCGAAAGAAGAUUAAUCGAAGGAUGGAAAGAAUUGUCAAAGUCAAGGUUGAUAAAGCAUUGAAGAAGGAAAAUCAACUUCGAGCCCGAGAAGAGGCAAGAGCUGCUCGUGAAGGGUUGGAGAUCAAGAAACAGCCAACCUUACCGAACAUCAGCACUUCCGAAGUUGAUUCUCUCGCGGGUCUAUCUCGACAAACGACAAUGACAACUCUUCCCGAGUACACAUCUCAGCCCGGGACGGGCAAGGACGCCGAUGACGCUGUUCCUACGUUACCUGAUGUUUCGACUCGUCCACCUAUGCCAGCGCGAACCGCGACACACGGAUCUGCAGCGUCAUGGUCAAGCUACACCUCGAACGCUCCCUUGAUGAGUUCUGCAGGCGAAAUGGGCUACACUCCCGAUCGAGCGCAGACACCUGUAUCCGAACCGAAUGGACCAUGGUACGGUAAACCAAUGCCCAAUCGCAGCAUGACCGGUCUUUCCCAAUUUUCUCAGCGUUCGUUUAGUCCUGCUCUUCCUCGACCAGGAACGGCACAAGGAGAUCGAAAUGGACCUGGAGCUUAUCAGAUGGAUUCCCUUCCAAGGCCUGGGACAAGCACGUCAAACACCUCGCGUCCAAGGUAUCCUUCCGACAACAGCUCUGCCCUUCCUUAUCCGGAUGAUCGAAGCUCGACAUCAUCAACAAAACCGCCUUCGUGGUCUGGACCCAAUUUUGACAGCCCAACUGAAUCAAUGGGUCGCCGUACACCAGCUGCCGCACUUGGUCCAUCUUUUCCCGGCAUUCCUGAAGAAAGAGGCCGAAACUCUCCGUUACCAGGCCCCAACCUCAGAUCACAAACUCCCGCUCGAGGUCCACCAGAAAGGCCGCCCACAUCUCAUGGAACUGGUCCCAGAUCUAUGACACCGACUGGAGGUCCAACAUUACAGAAAAUCAACACAUCCUCUCCUGGAUAUGUUCCACAUCCCGCAGAGCCAAGGUCCAUGACCCCGGCAUCUUCGAUCCCACCCAGUGCUACAAUUCGUAGCGUCAAUGAGCCAACACGAAGUUACACUCCUUACAGACAAAUAGGACAGCCUAAUUUGUCCUAUCCGCGAGAUCGACCACCACCCCAACGGCAGGGCAGUGGUGUAGAUGAUAUAUUAGACCAUUAUUGA
Molecule: messenger RNA, 1965 nt
Organism: Rhinocladiella mackenziei CBS 650.93
Lineage: Eukaryota; Fungi; Ascomycota; Eurotiomycetes; Chaetothyriales; Herpotrichiellaceae
Exons: 2
Coding region: 1-1965 (654 amino acids)
Biological process (GO): potassium ion transmembrane transport
Cellular component (GO): plasma membrane
Molecular function (GO): potassium ion transmembrane transporter activity
Source: RefSeq, a predicted model, not a curated record